This is a messenger RNA of Erythranthe guttata (spotted monkey flower), 798 nucleotides long. The record is from RefSeq and is a predicted model, not a curated record. NCBI's taxonomy places the organism in Eukaryota, Viridiplantae, Streptophyta, Magnoliopsida, Lamiales, Phrymaceae.
AUGGGGCGGCUCCGAUCAGACUGCCACCCUCUUCAGCCGCCGACAGCUUGCUUAUCUCGGACGGCGUCCAGCCCCAGCCCCUCCAGCGACACCAAUCUCAGCGUCGCCGCACCACCGUGGGCCGCCGCCGCCGCCGGAUCUCGCGCGCCGCCGUUGAAAAACCCCAUCUUCCUCACCACCACCGCGGCGGCGGAUGCAGCUGCACCUGAUAUAAAUAAUAAUAAUUACUGCCACCCGCCAAAUCUGGAGCUCCAGCUGCUGACAAAAGCCAGCAGCAGCAGCGCCGCCGCCGCAGUCUCCGGCAACAACUCGACGAAGCCGGCCGACAGGGACCAGCAGCACUCAACCCAGCUCCAGCUCUCCAUCGGGUCGUCGGAGAUAGGCUGCUCGCCGCGCGGCAGUAGCACCACCACCGGCGGGACGGCGGCGGUGAAGGAGCAGGCGGAGGAGCAGCUGAGGGUGGCCAUCGCGGAGAAAGCGUACGCGGAGGAGGCGCGGCAGCAGGCGAGGCGGCAGAUGGAGCUGGCGGAGCAGGAGUUCGCGAAGGCGAAGAGAAUCCGGCAGCAAGCGCAGGCGGAGCUUGAAAAAGCGCAGGCGCUGAAAGAGCAGGCGGCGAAGCAGAUGAGCUCCGCCGUUCUGCAGAUCACGUGCCAUAACUGCCGGAGCAAAUUCCACCACCACCAAGAAGCUUCUUCCUCCUCCUCCCCACGUGAUCACAACUCCAAUAACAUGGCACUCAGUUACAUUUCUGCUGCGCUGAGGGAAUGGGAAUUCAGAAAAAGUAACGAUCAAAAGUAG